AUGGGUAGUUGCCAAGUCGUCACUGGAAACACUGAAGGGAAUCGAGGUAAAUCCGAUCAGGAAAAGGCCAACGAAAAGAAGCAAGGAAAGCCAGAGGCAAACAAAGAGCACUGGUUGGAAGAACGCGCGAAAAAGAAAAAAAAGGAGAUGCACGGAGAGAAAGAGCAAAGGAAGAAUAAGGGCCGUUCGAAUGUGUAG
Molecule: messenger RNA, 198 nt
Organism: Penicillium chermesinum
Lineage: Eukaryota; Fungi; Ascomycota; Eurotiomycetes; Eurotiales; Aspergillaceae
Exons: 1
Coding region: 1-198 (65 amino acids)
Source: RefSeq, a predicted model, not a curated record